Messenger RNA from Colletotrichum lupini, 2169 nucleotides. RefSeq lists its product as uncharacterized. The record is from RefSeq and is a predicted model, not a curated record. NCBI's taxonomy places the organism in Eukaryota, Fungi, Ascomycota, Sordariomycetes, Glomerellales, Glomerellaceae. The transcript has 5 exons. The coding region runs from base 1 to 2169 and encodes 722 amino acids.
AUGGGCAUGAGCUCUUUACCACGUUCUGGAAAGUCGCAAACCCCGGAUUCAUCCGGCUGGCCUAUCGGGCCUGCAUAUCAAAACUGGAGACAGCCGGCCGACCAGAUAGGAGAAUGUGCAUUUAUCUUUAUGCUCUCUGGACAGGUCUUUGUCUUCAAUAUCAUUCUCCUUAUCUUCAUCGUCAUCCUAUCAGCAAUCAUGGCCGUAAUACUCAAUAUCGUCGAAGCCUCAAUCGAAGAAUUACACAAUGCUUUGAACAGCGGUUCAAUUACCAGCGUCGAGCUUGUAACGCGUUUGCUUCGCCGGAUCAGCACUUACGACUCUGCCAAGUCUGAUGACCGAAGGGCAUCUGGCGAGAAAGUCAGGCCCCUGGAAGGGAUACCUUAUACGGUCAAAGACAGCUACAAAGUCAAAGGAAUGGUAGCCGCUGCAGGAUCUCCUGCUUUCGAACAUCUAAUUUCCAACGAAGACGCUUUUCUUGUGAAGCUCAUUCAAGAUGCUGGCGGGGUGCUCAUUGGCCGGACAAACAUGCCUGCAAUGGCUUGCGGCGGCAUGCAGAGGGGCAUCUGGGGAAGGGCCGAGAAUCCUUACAACCCAGACUAUCUGGCUGCAGCAUUUGCUUCAGGUUCAUCCAACGGAUCGGCUGUUUCUACAGCAGCAUCGUUCGCAGCUUUUGGGCUUGGAGGCGAGACGGUCUCAUCUGGCAGAUCGCCUGCUUCCAACAAUGCCCUUAUCGCUUACACUCCCUCGAGGACCUUUCUAUCAAAUCGCGGCAGUUGGCCUUUGUAUCCAACAUGCGACGUACCAGUGCCUCAUACAAGAAGCAUGAAGGAUAUGUUAACUCUUCUGGAUGUUAUUACUGCACCUGAUCCAGUUGCCAAAGGCGAUCUCUGGCGAGAGCAGAGAAGCGUCCAGUUACCGCAAUCUUGGGAGGACCGGCCUGAGAGCUUCAAAACCCUUGGCUCGUCAGAAUCAUUGUCUGGACUGGUUAUUGCUGUGCCAGAAAUCUUCCUUGGUGGACCGGUUCCCGAAGGAGCAAAGCCUAUUCAGACGAGCCCGGCAGUUGUUGAAUUGUGGAAGCAAGCAGGAGAGGAUCUUGAGUCACUUGGCGCGAAGAUUGUCAUGGUUUCCGACUUUCCGCCUUUGACAGCUUACGAAAAUGAUAACCUUCUGCCGGAGAGAUGUCCGCGAAGGCCGGCGGACUGGCAUGCUACUGAGAGAGGAGCAUUAGUAGCACAUACUUGGAACAACUUCCUUCGAGACUUCAAUGAUUCAAAGCUCCCGGAUAUCUCUGCAGUGGACGCAUCGAGGAUCUAUCCAGACAGUAUGAGGACUGGGCCGGAACUACAACACUUCGAGAAGCCUAACGCGAUUCAGUACCAUCGGCUGGCCGAAUACGCCAGCAAAGGGAGUAUUUUUAAUGUAGAAGGUCUGGAUCAAGCUCUCAAAGCUUUAGAGGGCAUGCAAAAGGUUCUUCUUGAGGACUGGCUUACGGAAGUCGGCUGCGAUUGCGUUGUCUUUCCCGCUACUAGCGAUCAGAAUGGCGUCCACUACAGCAACGGAAACAGAGCUAUUCGACAUCUCGGCAUACCUACCGUCUCAGUUCCUAUGGGCAUCCUGAGAGACAAGCGUGUGCCCAUGAGCCUCACGUUCGCUGGCAGAGCUUAUGAUGAUAUCCAACUUCUGAGAUGGGCGAACGCUUUCGAAAUAAGAACAAAACAUCGCAGUCCUCCGCUACAUACGCCAUAUCUUAAAUCUGAUCUUGUUCAACUUUCAAACAACAAGAAGAACAAAUCGCCGAGGCCAAAGCUAAUUAUAAGCACGUUCACGACGGUGCCAGCAUCUGAUGACACUAACCCGCUGUUGGCUGAUAUUCUUGUCGAAGGAUCCGUGACGAUGAGUGCGCCAAUGGAAGAUUUGCCGGAAAUUGAGAUUACCAUUGACGCACAAACACUUCAUCCAAGUUGCAUCGACAUACAGAGACAGUCCCAGUCUGUAGAGGGACAGUUGGUAUUCUCAUUCAGGUUCAGAAAGAAAACUUCAAAGCCUCCCACAAAACAGGGUUCAGACAUGACGCUGGCUCCAGUUGCUCGAGACAAGAUUAUGGUGGUGGUUCUAGCAAAGGCUCCAGCAAAGGGUAGCCCAUCAGGCUGGAUGAGACUGAUUUAG